Messenger RNA from Homarus americanus (American lobster), 2178 nucleotides. Its product is annotated as flocculation protein FLO11-like. Bases 1 to 2178 code for a protein of 725 amino acids. The transcript is spliced from 3 exons. NCBI's taxonomy places the organism in Eukaryota, Metazoa, Arthropoda, Malacostraca, Decapoda, Nephropidae. The record is from RefSeq and is a predicted model, not a curated record.
AUGACUCACGUACGACCCUUCAGCAGUAGUGACUCACGAAAUGACUCACGUGACCGCUUCAGCUGUAGUGACUCACGAAAUGACUCACAGACCUCGGGACAACCGAUCCCAGUUACCCUCGAGGACGACCGGUCCAGUACCACUCGAGCGAGCGGUCCGGUAUACCACCUCGAGGACAAGCGGUCACCAGUACCACCUCGAGGACAGCCGGUCACCAGUACCACCUCGAGGACGACCGGUCACCAGUACCACCUCGAGGACACACGGUCCCAGUACCGCCUCGAGGACGACCGGUCACCAGUACCACCUCGAGGACAGCCGGUCACCAGUACCACCUCGAGGGCACACGGUCACCAGUACCACCGGGACGACCGAUCACCAGUACCACCCGAGGACGACCGGUCGCCUGAGGACGACCGGUCACCAGUACCACCUGGGACGACCGGUCACCAGUACCACCUCGAGGACGACCGGUCACCAGUACCACCUCGAGGACAGCCGGUCACCGUCCACCUCGGGACCACGAUCACCAGUACCACCUCGGGACGACCGGUCACAGUCUCGAGGACGAGCGGUCACCAGUACCACCUGAGGACGAGCGGUCACCAGUACCACCUCGAGGACAGCCGGUCACCAGUACCACCUCGAGGACGACCGGUUACCAGUACCACCUCGAGGACACGGUCACCAGUACGCCUCGAGGACGACCGGUCACCAGUACCACCGGAGGACAGCCGGUCACCAGUACCACCUCGAGGGCACACGGUCACCAGUACCACCUCGAGGACGACCGAUCACCAGUACCACCUCGAGGACGACCGGUCACCAUACCACCUCGAGAACAGCCGGUCACCAGUACCACCUCGAGGACACACGAUCACCAGUACCACUUCGAGGACGACCGGUCACCAGUACCACCUCGAAAACAGCCGGUCACCAGUACCACCUCGAGGACGACCGCUCACCAGUACCACCUCGAGGACAACCGGUCACCAGUACCACCUCGAGGACAGCCGGUCACCAGUACCACCUCGAAGACGACCGGUCACCAGUACCACCUCGAGGACAACCGGUCACCAGUACCACCGAGGACAGCCGGUCACCAGUACCACCUCGAGGACGACCAGUCACCAGUACCCCCUCGAGGACGACCAGUCACCAGUACCACCUCGAGGACGACCGGUCACCAGUACCACCUCGAGGACGACCGGUAACCAGUACCACUCGAGGACGACCGGUCACCAGUACCACCACGAGGACGACCGGUCACCAGUACCACCACGAGGACGACCAGUCACCAGUACCACCUCGAGGACGACCGGUCACCAGUACCACCGAGGACGACCGGUAACCAGUACCACCUCGAGGACGACCGGUAAUCAGUACCACCUCGAGGACGACCGGUCACCAGUACCACCUCGAGGACGACCGGUCACCAGGACCACUAGAGGACGACCGGUCACCAGUACCACCGAGGACGACCGGUCACCAGUACCACCUCGAGGACACACGAUCACCAGUACCACCUCGAGGACACCGGUCACCAGUACCACCUCGAGAACAGCCGGUCACCAGUACCACCUCGAGGACGACCGCUCACCAGUACCACCCGGAGGACAACCGGUCACCAGUACCACCUCGAGGACAGCCGGUCACCAGUACCACCUCGAGGACGACCGGUCACCAGUACCACCUCGAGGACAACCGGUCACCAGUACCACCUCGAGGACAGCCGGUCACCAGUACCACCUCGGGGCGACGGUCACCAUUACCACCACGGACGACCGGUCACCAGUACCACCACGAGGACGACCAGUCACCAAUGCACCUCGAGGACGACCGGUCACCAGUACCACCUCGAGGACGACCGAUAACCAGUACCCACCUCGAGGACGACCGGUCACAAGUACCUCGAGGACCUGCGGUCACCAAGUACCGCCCUCGAGGACACACGGUCACCAGUACCACCUCGAGGACAACCGGUCACCAGUACCACCUCGAGGACACACGGUCACCAGUACCACCUCGAGGACACACGGUCACCAGUACCACCACGAGGACAGCUGGGUUGAGGUUACUUUACCUUGCAUCACUCACACAACUAUUGCACGCAGGGCCUACGACACACGCAAACUGUCUCCUUGCACGCUAAAUAUGUCGCAAUGCUGCUCUAGAUAA